Psylliodes chrysocephalus is the source of this 4813-nucleotide messenger RNA. The record is from the annotation of a GenBank genome assembly. NCBI's taxonomy places the organism in Eukaryota, Metazoa, Arthropoda, Insecta, Coleoptera, Chrysomelidae.
UGUCAUAUCUCUACUGUCAGUUCCCACUUGUCAGCAUUUUGACAGGUCGAUGGAAUGCAAAAUGUUCUGUGGCUAAAAUAGGUUAAUUUUGAAAUAGAGAAAAUACGAAAACCCUUUUUAUUUUUCUAUGCGAAAACCGAAAACCAUGUUUAAUAUAUUUUGAUUUAGUAUGCUAUAUAUUUAUUGCGAUAUUUAGAUAUAAAAUUCAUUUAUUCGUUAUAAUAAAUACAGUGUUCUUAAGCCUAAAACAAGUGUUCAAAAAUGCCUAAAGAACAGUAUCGUGAAACCGAUGUGGCGAGAAAAAUCUCGCAUGUUAGUUUCGGUGUCGAAAGUGCCGAAAGUAUGCAACAACAGUCCCAUCUUCAUGUUGUUGCAAAAAAUUUAUAUAAUCAAGAUGUUCAACGUACGCCCGUACCUUAUGGUGUGUUAGAUAAAAGACUGGGUACCAAUUCAAAAGAUACCCCUUGCCAAACUUGUGGAAAAAAUAUUAAUGAAUGCGUAGGACAUUUUGGAUACAUUGAUUUAGAAUUGCCUGUCUUUCAUGUUGGUUAUUUCAGAAGUAUUAUUAGCAUUUUGCAAUCAAUUUGUAAAAAAUGUGCUUAUGUUCUUCUUGAUGAAGGUGAUAAACACCAAUACAGGAUAAGACUAUCAAAUCCACAUCUGAGUUAUAUGACCAAAAAAGCUAUCAGAAAAAAACUCGUUGAUAAAUGUAAGAAAAACACAAAAUGUCCUAAUUGUAAGGAAAAAAAUGGAUUUGUUAAAAAAAUGACUGCUAAGGGUAAUACUGGAAAUUCGGUAUUAAAAAUAGUUCAUGAAAGAAAUAGAGAAAAAGAUAAAAAGGUUUUAUUAGACGAUCAGAUUAAAGAGUAUUCUAUUGCCAUUGAGAGCAAUCCUGAUAUAAAAUCUGCUUUAACUGGAAGUCCUAUUUCUGAAAUCUUAACUCCUAUAGAUGUUAUCAAACUGUUUGAAAGGAUCCCUGAAAAUGAUAUCAUCCUAUUAGCAAUGGAUCCAAAAAGGUCUCAACCAAAAGACUUGAUUUUUACAAGAUUAUUAGUACCGCCUGUGAGUAUUAGACCUUCGGUUGUGUCAGACCUUAAGGCUGGAACCAAUGAAGAUGAUUUAACAAUGAAGCAAUCUGAAAUAAUUUUUAUAAAUGAUGUAAUAAAGAAGCACAAGCAAUCUGGGGCAUCUGUAAAUAUGUAUCAAGAAGGUUGGGAUUUUUUGCAACUCCAGUCUGCCCUGUACAUUAACAGUGAACUAUCAGGGGUUCCACUAGCAAUGAUGCCAAAAAAACCAGGUAGAGGUUUAGUCCAAAGGCUAAAAGGUAAACAGGGCCGCUUUAGGGGUAAUCUUUCUGGAAAGAGAGUUGAUUUUUCUUCUAGAACUGUAAUAUCUCCAGAUCCUAAUCUAGAAAUAGACCAGGUUGGUGUUCCCAAACAUAUUGCCAAGAUAUUGACCUUUCCUGAAAGGGUUAUACAAGCCAAUAUUGACGUUAUGAGAAAGUUGGUUAUAAAUGGACCUUCCAUUUGGCCAGGAGCAAAUUAUGUCCAACAGAAAGGCUCAAUAUUUAAGAAAUUUUUAAAAUAUGGUAAUAGAGAAAAGCUGGCUCAGGCUUUAAAGUUAGGGGAUAUAGUAGAACGUCAUUUACAUGACAACGAUGUCGUUCUAUUCAAUCGUCAACCCAGCCUGCACAAAUUGUCUAUCAUGGCGCACAGAGCCAAAAUACAUAACCACCGAACAUUUAGAUUCAACGAAUGCGUUUGCAACCCUUACAAUGCUGACUUUGAUGGUGACGAAAUGAAUUUACAUUUGCCUCAGACGGAAGAGGCGAAAGCGGAAGCACUUAUUCUAAUGGGGAACAAAAGUAAUUUGGUUACACCGAGAAAUGGGGAACUGCUUAUUGCCGCGACGCAAGAUUUCUUAACUGGGGCUUAUUUGUUAACAAAAAAGGAUACAUUUUUGGAUUUCACCCAUGCCUCGCAAUUAGCAGCCACUCUUCUAGCUGGAAAUGACACUCAUAUACACAUUGAUUUGCCUACGCCUUGUAUAAUUAAGCCCAUUCCUCUGUGGUCCGGCAAACAAAUUUGCAGCCUGAUAUUUAGACCGAAUAAAAAAUCUAUCGUUAAGGCCAACCUAGAAGCCAAGGGUAAAGCUUACACUAAAAAUAGGGAAAUGUGUGUAAAAGAUUCUUAUGUAAUAAUUAGAAAUUCCGAACUGAUUGCUGGUACAUUCGAUAAGGGCCAUCUAGGUAGUGGAGGAAAAGGUGGAAACAUUUUUUAUGUUAUCUUGAGAGAUUUUGGAAAAGAUUACGCCAUUAAGGCUAUGUGGAGAUUAGCAAGAUUAACUUCGACGUACUUGAUGAAUUCUGGAUUUUCCAUUGGAAUUGGUGAUGUUACGCCUGGAGAAAAUUUAAUAAAAAGGAAAAAUAAACUUCUUAGUGAAGGAUAUGCUAAGUGCCUAGAAUUCAUUAAACAAAUGACCGAAGGAAAGCUAGAAACCCAACCUGGAUGCACUAUAGAAGAAUCACUGGAAGCUGUAAUUUUAAAAGAACUUUCCGUUAUAAGAGAGCAUGCCGGUCAAGCUUGUGUAGCCGAAUUGCACGCGACUAACAGCCCUCUUAUCAUGGCGUUAUCGGGCUCGAAAGGUUCUUUUAUCAAUAUAUCUCAAAUGAUUGCAUGUGUGGGUCAACAAGCUCUUAACGGUAAAAGAGUGCCCAAUGGUUUUGAUUAUCGAUCAUUACCUCAUUUUGAACACAACUCGAGAACUCCAGAGGCAAAAGGUUUCGUAGAAAACAGUUUUUAUACCGGUCUGACCCCCACAGAAUUUUUCUUUCACACCAUGGGUGGAAGAGAGGGUUUAGUAGAUACGGCAGUGAAAACUGCCGAAACUGGUUAUAUGCAAAGGAGAUUGGUUAAGGCUCUAGAAGAUUUGGUUUUACAUUAUGACGGCUCUGUAAGAAACGCGGAAGGUGAUAUUAUUCAAAUAAACUAUGGUUGCGAUGGUUUGGACCCUACUUUUAUGGAAGGUAAAGAUUGCCCAGUUGAUUUCGAUAGAGUAUUAGAGCACGUUAAAGCCAAGUGUCCUUAUAGACAAGAAGUAGCUCUUAACGGUGAUCAGAUUAGACGAGCGACUCAGGCGUUUAUAGCGACAAACGCUCUCGAAGAAUGCAGCGAGCACUUUAGAAAUGAACUCGUAAACUUCACCAACACCUUUGCUGAUAAAGUAGAAAAAAUCACCAACACUUUCGGUAGUAGUCCAAUAGUAAAGGAAAUAGAAAGACUCACAUGCAGCCAAUUGGUAACUUUUCUGGAAACUUGCGGACAAAAAUACACCAGAUCGAUAAUAGAACCCGGUACGGCUGUAGGAGCUUUGGCUGCCCAAAGUAUUGGAGAACCCGGUACGCAGAUGACGCUUAAAACCUUUCAUUUCGCAGGUGUCGCCAGUAUGAAUAUUACGCAGGGGGUUCCCAGAAUAAAAGAAAUUAUAAAUGCGAGUAAAAAUAUCAGUACGCCCAUUAUAAGGGCCAGUUUGGUAAAUAGUGUUGACCAACAGUUUGCUAGAGAAGUUAAAGGAAGAAUAGAAAGAACUACUUUAGGAGAGAUUUCGACAUUUAUUGAUGAUAUUUAUACAAAAACUGAUGCAUUUUUAUUAAUUCAAUUAAACUAUGAGAGGAUUAAAUUACUUAAACUAGAAGUCAAUGCUGAAUCUAUUCGUUAUAGUAUUUGCACGUCCAAGUUAAAACUGAAACCAUCAGACGUAGUUGUCGAAAGUGAGACAAUAAUAACAGUUCAUCCAAAUAGGAGUAAGCAUUCUAGAAGAUUGAAUUUUGCUCUCAGCGAACUGAAAGUUUUAAUUCCUAAUGUUGUUGUAAAGGGAUUGCCAACAGUAAAUAGGGCAGUUAUAGCAAGAGAAGAUAGGGGUGGUAAAACCACGUACAGUCUUUGUGUAGAAGGCGACAAUUUGCGAGAAGUUAUGGCUACGUAUGGGGUAGAAGGAAAAAAAACUGUUUCUAACAAUAUUAUGGAAGUUUAUCAUACAUUAGGAAUAGAAGCUGCAAGAGAAACUAUUAUGACAGAAAUUAAAAUGGUAAUGGAAAAUCAUGGUAUGAGCGUAGAUUACAGACAUAUAAUGUUACUAGCAGCACAAAUGACACAUACUGGAGAAGUUUUGGGAAUUACCAGGCAGGGGUUAUCAAAAAUGAAGCAAUCUGUAUUAAAUUUAGCUUCAUUUGAAAAAACUGCAGAUCAUCUUUUUGAUGCAGCUUAUUAUGGACAAACAGACAAAAUCAAUGGAGUCUCUGAAAAUAUCAUCAUGGGAAUGCCUGCUCCAAUUGGAACUGGAAUUUUCAAGCUACUACACAAACCAUUCUCUGUAGAUCAGACACCAGAAUCUGAACCAUUACUUUUUGAAACAACUUUGAAAGAAAUUAGUUAAUUUUUUAUUAUUGUUUUUAAUAGGUUUUAUAUAUUGUUACAAAUUGGGAUACAAUAAAAUACAAAAAUUGAGAAAACAUUUAUGACUCUUUCUUUGUUUGAACCAGUUCUCGCAAGCUAUUGGUAGCUUCUUUUAGUGAGUUUUCUAAAUAUGUUUUGUUGUUUUCUAUAACUUUAAUUUUUUCUUCUGCAGUGCUCUGUUUUGUCUUUAAAUUUUCUUUUACUUUGUCCAUGGGAGUGAGAAGAAACAUUCUACCUACUGAUUCGUAAGUCUUGAUAGAUUCAUCCAAUGAACCUAUUUCUCUGAAAAAUGAAAUAUAUAGGGCUUUAUUCAAUGGAAACAACUAUAAAUAAAAAUGAGAAAUGUUUUUUUUCUCCUG